GCUCCGAGUCCUGUCGGUGGGGGCAGCAGGAUGCUGGUGGAAGCAGAGGGGGCCGGCCUGGUGCCUCCGCAGCUCGGCUGUCAGGGCCCGGCGGGGCGUGUGCGGCUGCUAGUGCUGGCCCCCCCGCCCCACCCCUCCCCAUGCAGCCCUGGCAGUGCCUCCGGCGCUUUGCCCUGGCCUGGUGGGAGAGAACCGCUGAGGGCAGCGCCCGAUCUCCUAGGGAGGAGGCUGGAUCGAGGGACCCCGGGGGCCGAGGGGAGCCAGGGCUCCAGCGUGCAGCGGGAGGGAAGGCUCCAGGACUCUGUUCCCUCUGUUUAAAGUCUCCAGAUCCGGAGCGGAGCAGCCCCCCCAUGCUGUCUGCGGACGAUGCCGAGUACCCGCGGGAGUACCGGACCCUGGGGGGCGGGAGCGCCACGGGCGGCGGGGGCCGGCGCUUCUCCAACGUGGGGCUGGUGCACACGUCGGAGCGGCGGCACACGGUGAUCGCAGCCCAGAGCCUGGAGGCGCUCAGCGGCCUCCAGAAGGCGGAUGCCGACCGCAAGCGCGAUGCCUUCAUGGACCACCUGAAGAACAAGUACCCGCAGCACGCCCUGGCCCUGCGGGGUCAGCCCGACAGGAUGCGCGAGCAGGUUGGCGGCUGGACCGUGGACCCCGUGUGCCUCCUCAGCUCCCUCUGCUCCCACCUCCAUGGCGACUCCGCCCCCUCCGGGGCUGGCCAGCCGGCCCAGCAGCCAAACUACUGGAGUUUCAAGACCCGCAGCUCGCGCCACACUCAGGGAGCCCAGCCCGGGCUGGCAGACCAGGCAGCCAAGCUGUCAUACGCCUCGGCUGAGUCGCUGGAGACCAUGUCGGAGGCGGAGCUGCCCCUGGGCUUCAGUAGGAUGAACCGCUUCCGACAGAGCCUGCCCCUCUCCCGCUCCGCCAGCCAGACCAAGCUGCGCUCGCCAGGGGUGCUGUUCCUGCAGUUCGGGGAGGAGACUCGGCGGGUGCACAUCACGCACGAGGUCAGCAGCCUGGACACGCUGCACGCGCUCAUCGCGCACAUGUUCCCGCAGAAGCUCACCAUGGGCAUGCUCAAGUCGCCCAACACCGCCAUCCUCAUCAAAGACGAGGCUCGCAACGUCUUCUACGAGCUGGAGGACGUCCGGGACAUCCAGGACCGAAGUAUUAUCAAGAUCUAUAGGAAGGAGCCUCUUUACGCCGCUUUCCCUGGCUCACACCUUACCAACGGGGACCUCCGGAGAGAGAUGGUGUAUGCUUCAAGGGAGUCAUCGCCCACCCGGCGUCUCAACAACCUGUCGCCGGCGCCGCACCUGGCGUCCAGCUCUCCGCCCCCGGGCCUGCCGUCCGGGCUGCCGUCCGGCCUGCCGUCGGGGCUGCCGUCGGGGCUGCCGUCGGGGCUCCCGUCGGGGCUCCCGUCUGGGCUUCCGUCGGGGCUGCAGUCGGGCUCGCCGUCGCGCUCCCGCCUCUCCUACGCCGGGGGGCGCCCGCCCUCCUACGCUGGCAGUCCGGUGCACCACGCGGCCGAGCGGCUGGGGGGUGCCCCAGCCUCCCAGGGUGUCAGCCCCAGCCCCAGCGCCAUCCUGGAGCGGCGCGAUGUGAAGCCCGACGAGGACCUGGCAGGCAAGGCGGGCGGCAUGGUGCUGGUAAAGGGCGAGGGCCUCUACGCCGACCCCUACGGGUUGCUCCACGAGGGCCGUCUGAGCCUGGCCGCGGCUGCCGGUGACCCGUUCGCCUACCCGGGGGCCAGCGGACUCUACAAGCGCGGCUCGGUGCGCUCGCUCAGCACCUAUUCGGCUGCCGCGCUGCAGUCCGACCUGGAGGACUCGCUGUACAAGGCGGCGGGCGGUGGUCCGCUCUACGGAGACGGCUAUGGCUUCCGCCUGCCGCCCUCGUCGCCACAGAAGCUGGCCGAUGUGGCGGCACCCCCCGGAGGCCCCCAGCCUCCACACAGCCCCUACUCCGGGCCGCCCAGCCGCGGCUCGCCAGUGCGCCAGUCUUUCCGCAAAGACUCGGGCUCCUCGUCGGUCUUCGCAGAGAGCCCCGGAGGCAAGACACGCAGCACCGGGGGCUCCUCGACAGCCGGAGCUCCCCCUCCAGAGCUCUUCCCUGGGCCUGGGGAGCGCCCUCUGGUUGGGUUUGGGCCGCCGGUGCCAGCCAAGGACACGGAGACCAGGGAGCGCAUGGAGGCCAUGGAGAAGCAGAUUGCCAGUCUCACGGGCCUGGUACAGAGCGCCCUACUACGAGGCUCGGAGCCUGAGACCCCUAGUGAGAAGAUUGAAGGCUCCAAUGGAGCAGGCACCCCCUCAGCACCCUGCGGGUCCGGCAGCCGGAGCAGCGGGGCCACCCCAGUGUCCGGCGCUCCCCCGCCCUCAGCGGGCAGCACUCCUGCGGGGCAGCCCACGGCCAUUAGCCGUUUGCAGAUGCAGCUGCACUUGCGUGGCCUGCAGAACAGCACCAGUGACCUGCGUAGCCAACUUCAGCAAUUGCGAAAGCUCCAGCUACAAAACCUGGAGUCGCUGCGCGCGCUGCUGAAGGGCACGGAGGCGGAGCUGAGCAUGCGCGUGUCGGAGGCGGCGCGGCGGCAGGAGGACCCGCUGCAGCGGCAGCGCACCCUGGUGGAGGAAGAGCGGCUGCGCUAUCUCAACGACGAGGAGCUCAUUACCCAGCAGCUCAAUGACCUGGAGAAAUCAGUGGAGAAGAUCCAGCGGGAUGUAUCCCACAACCACCGGCUGGUGCCGGGCCCAGAGCUGGAGGAGAAGGCACUGGUGCUGAAGCAGCUCGGGGAGACGCUGACCGAGCUCAAGGCUCACUUCCCAGGCCUGCAGAGCAAGAUGCGGGUGGUGCUGCGUGUGGAGGUGGAGGCCGUGAAGUUCCUGAAGGAGGAGCCACAGCGCCUGGAUGGGCUUCUCAAGCGCUGUCGUGGGGUCACGGACAUGCUGGCCCAGAUCCGCAGGCAAGUGGACGAGGGUGUGUGGCCACCCCCCAACAGUCUCCUGAAUCAGUCCCCCAAGAAGGUGACUGGUGAGGCGGACUUCAACAAGAGCUUGGACUUCGAAAUGCCACCCCCCAGUCCUCCACUGAACCUCCACGAGCUGAGUGGGCCAGCCGAGGGAGCCCCUCCUACACCCAAGGGGGGCAACCCCACCAAAAGCUUGGAUGCUGCUGGCAAGAGAAGUGUGGACAAGGCCGUGUCUGUUGAGGCUGCCGAGCGGGACUGGGAGGAGAAGCGGGCCGCCCUGACCCAGUACAGCGCCAAGGACAUCAACCGGCUGCUGGAGGAGACCCAGGCAGAGCUGCUGAAGGCCAUCCCUGACCUGGACUGUGCGAGCAAGGCCCACCCAGGCCUGGCCCCCACCCCUGACCACAAGCCCCCCAAGGUCCCCCACGGCCAAAAGGCAGCCCCUCGGACGGAGCCCAGUGGAAGGAGGGGCUCAGAUGAGCUGACAGUGCCUCGGUACCGCACGGAGAAGCCCUCCAAGUCGCCCCCGCCGCCCCCGCCCCGCCGGAGCUUCCCUUCCUCCCACGGCCUCACCACCACCCGCACGGGAGAGGUGGUGGUCACCAGCAAAAAGGACUCAGCCUUCAUCAAGAAGGCGGAGUCCGAGGAGCUGGAGGUGCAGAAGCCCCAGGUGAAGCUGCGCCGAACCGUGUCCGAGGUGGCUCGCCCCGCCUCCACGCCGCCCAUCAUGGCCUCUGCCAUCAAAGAUGAGGACGAUGAGGACCGUAUCAUCGCGGAGCUAGAGGUGUUUGAGAGAAGCUCAGUGUCUUCCCUCCCCCCCACGCCCCGCCGCCAGCCGAUCCCCACCUUGCUGGCACCCCAGGACCUGGGGCCCCCUGGGGGCUCAGCUCAGGGCCCCACAUGGAAGGCUGCCCCAAGCCCCAGGGCCUUUUGUAUCCCCCGGAUCAUCUUGACAGAGUGUACCCCAAACCCUCCCUCCCCACCAGAGGCCAGGCCUGAGGAAACUGGUCCCAGGACAACUCCCACCCCGCGCCCCCGGACCCUGGCUGGCAGUGGGAGAGGCUGCGAUGGUGCCCGGGCCCUGCCAGAGGUUGUGGCCAAGGCUUCCCAGCCCAGGAGCCCCUUACCAUCUGAGAAGGAAGGGACAGCUCUGAAGAGAUGGGGGAUAGAGAGCUGCAGCCCAGUGGAAGGAGGAGCUGGGGCUCCCUGCUCUUGGGGACCAGCCCUUGACGGGACUCAGGAGCUCUCUACUGCUGACACCCAGCCUGAGAAGACCCCCAAGGACACCAGACAGGAUGCCCAAGCCGGCAGUGGGGAGCCCAGGGGCCAGCCUGCUGCAGGUCUAGGCUGCACAGGGAGAGGCGCCCCCACCCAGCGGAUGGACAGCCUGGAGGAGACUCUUCGGGAGCUAGAAGCCGCCCUGAGCCAGAUGGGCACUGCCCUCGCCGUGGGGCCCCUCGGCAGCCCCCCACCCCUGCCACCCGGUCCCCAGAGCGGUGGUGGCAGCGUGCCGCCCAUGAAGGUGGUGACUCCGGGGGCCUCUCGGCUGAAGGCAGUGCAGGGCCAGGCGGGCAGCCCCGACAAGGGCAAGCACGGCAAGCAGAGGGCGGAGUACAUGAGGAUCCAGGCUCAGCAGCAGGCCACUAAACCAUCUAAAGAGAUGAGCGGGUCAAAUGAGACCUCAAGCCCAGUCUCAGAAAAGCCCUCGGCUUCCAGAACCUCUAUCCCUGUAUUGACUUCCUUUGGGGCGAGGAAUUCUUCCAUCUCCUUCUAGAAGCCCCCUCCCACCCCUGCCAUUUCUCUCCCUGCUCUUCUUCCCUUCAUCUCUACCCUACCCCUACCCUAUUCUCUGGGUCCUCUGAAGGGUUUGCCACAGGUGUGGCCCUCUUCAGCUCUCUACACCCAUCUCUUGUUGGUGUUUUUGCUUUUUUUAAAUGAUUCACUUUUAAUUUUUUUUUUUAAAGCAAAACAGUAAAACUAAAAACCAAAACACACCACCUUCCCUUGUUUUCCUGUUCCAAAAUGGUCCAUCUCCUGUCAUCCUCCUUCCCUUUUCUCUUCACCCAUGCUUCCUCCCACAUCCAUCCUAAGGCCCCUGAACCCUAAGGUCCUUUCCUGAGAGCACUCCGAACAAACUCUGAGCCACAGAGACUUGGAGCGGUGAGACACCCCCUCCCCUUCCUCGGAAACCUUCCUGGAGGAAACUCUGGACGUUGGAGCAACCUCGCUAUCGGCCUGGCAGGGAGACUCUGGGCCUGGAGCGGCCCAACCUCGCCGUGACUGAACUCUGUUGCUCUGCUCCCUGCUGCUCAUGCCUCUGUGGGCCUGGAGUCAAGAUGGAUGGGCUGUGGAAGGAGGCCAGGGUUUGGGGAGGGGGGUGCGGCUGGGGGCAGGCAUGAGGCCUUUGAAUCUGUGUGUCCUGGAAAGGAGUUGGCUUCCUGGGACUCCCUUCUUGUGGUGAGGAGCCGCCAGGCCUGUGCGGAGCAAGGAGCGGGCCCUUCUGGAUGGUGGGUUGUGGGUGGCGGCGGGUUGAGCGGCCAGCCUGACCCUGGGGUCACUGCCCUAAAAGAGGGCAGCCCUGAGGAGGGCUAUUUGGUACUUUUGGUUUCCUAAUUUAGCACUUUAAAUGACAUUAACUUAUUUAAUGGGGGUAGGGUGGGCAAGAAUGAAGGGCCUAGAAAACUAGAUUUGGGGGCCUGGAGGGUGGGAAGGGUCUGGUGGUGAGGGAAGUGGGGGGGAUAGAGAGGGGCUGAUGGGGGGGCAGUGAGGGCAGCUCUGACCCAAAGGUCAAGCAACUUGACCUUUAACCAUCCUCUUUGAGAUUUGAGGGUAUUCAGGUAAGGGGGUGAGAUGAAUUUUAAAUGGGGUACUGGUGACCCCCGGUGAGAUCCCUGAGGGUCCCUGAGGCCUGACCAGGCAGCCAGCUACCCUAGACCUGGCCUGUGGAAGACUGCCUUGCAGAGGCUGAGCCAACGAAGCUUUUGAGAAGGUCCUGAGAAGGGGAUGAAGAACAAAUUUUGAUUCUCAACCCCAGGCCCCCCAGAGGGCACAAUGAGGGGCCGGCAGGUGGGGAGGGGGGUUAUGUGGGUGGGGGAUGAGGUGGCAGAUAGAGCAGGGCCCCUGGGGAGCAGGAUUCCUAUUUGGAGCACAAAGCUGGGUAAGCACAGGGGAGGGCUGGGGAGUAAUCUCCCUGCAUAAGCACAGAAAGAAGGAGCCAUUGAAGGGGCAGACCCUCCUAGUCCCUGGGGCCUGGCUGGAAGGUCAGUGUCUGGGGUGAGCCUGGGGAGCCAUUGAGGGCUGGGGAGGGAAGGGAGACU
Molecule: messenger RNA, 6279 nt
Organism: Lutra lutra (Eurasian river otter)
Lineage: Eukaryota; Metazoa; Chordata; Mammalia; Carnivora; Mustelidae
Gene: SRCIN1
Product: SRC kinase signaling inhibitor 1
Exons: 23
Coding region: 141-4736 (1531 amino acids)
Biological process (GO): regulation of dendritic spine morphogenesis
Cellular component (GO): postsynaptic density; cytoplasm; actin cytoskeleton
Source: RefSeq, a predicted model, not a curated record